This is a messenger RNA of Xenopus tropicalis (tropical clawed frog), 2933 nucleotides long. It is a transcript of the gene tcf7l1, whose product is annotated as transcription factor 7 like 1. The record is from RefSeq and is marked provisional. Gene Ontology annotation, cellular component: nucleus. Lineage: Eukaryota; Metazoa; Chordata; Amphibia; Anura; Pipidae. Gene Ontology annotation, biological process: regulation of transcription by RNA polymerase II; Wnt signaling pathway.
GGGGGAGCCUGCAUGUGCACUCUAGGGGGGUGGGAGACACAACUUUCAGGGGGUCUAGCCGGAAAGUGCAGCUGAAUCCAUUCCUUCUGUGCGGGAAGUUGGGAGAGAAGUUUUUUUGGGGGGUGUCUCUCACCUGGAUGGAGGAUUUGGCGAGCCCUCUGUAAAGGAGAAGUAGUCCGCGACUUUCACAAGGGACUGUCUGAGCGGAGGGUUGUCGGUGGGUACCGCCGGCGGAGGAGUCGCACCAUGCCUCAGCUAAACAGCGGCGGGGGGGACGAACUAGGGGCUAACGACGAGCUCAUCCGAUUUAAAGACGAAGGGGAGCAAGAAGAGAAGAGCCCCGGGGAGGGCUCCGCGGAAGGGGAUUUGGCCGACGUGAAAUCCUCGCUGGUCAAUGAGUCGGAGAAUCACAGCAGCGAUUCGGACUCGGAGGUCGAAAGGCGCCCUCCUCCAAGGGAAACCUUUGAGAAGCCUCGGGAUUAUCUAUCUGAAGCAUUUCGGAGGCAACAGGAUGCAGCAUUCUUCAAGGGACCCCCUUAUGCCGGGUAUCCUUUCCUGAUGAUUCCAGAUCUUGGAGGGCAUUACUUGCCCAAUGGUGCCCUCUCACCCAGUGCCCGCACGUACUUACAGAUGAAAUGGCCCCUACUGGAUUCCCCCAGUACGGCUGGUUUAAAAGAUGCCCGGUCGCCAUCCCCUGCCCACCUGUCCAACAAGGUUCCGGUGGUACAGCACCCACACCACAUGCACCCACUGACACCUCUCAUCACCUACAGCAAUGAACACUUCUCUCCGGGAACCCCUCCUGGGCACCUCUCUCCAGAGAUAGACCCAAAGACUGGGAUCCCUCGCCCACCUCACCCAUCAGAGCUAUCUCCAUAUUAUCCACUUUCUCCAGGGGCAGUGGGACAGAUUCCUCACCCGCUUGGCUGGCUAGUACCUCAGCAGGGCCAGCCAAUGUACUCCAUCCCUCCUGGCGGAUUCAGGCACCCAUAUCCUGCACUGGCAAUGAACGCCUCUAUGUCCAGUUUGGUGUCCAGCCGGUUUUCGCCUCACAUGGUGCCACCGCCACAUCAUGGCCUUCAUACCUCGGGGAUCCCGCACCCUGCCAUUGUUUCACCCAUCGUGAAACAGGAGCCAUCCUCUGGGAACAUCAGUCCUAACCUCAUCACGAAGCCCAGUGUAGUAGUAAAGAAGGAAGAAGAGAAGAAGCCUCAUAUUAAAAAGCCACUGAAUGCCUUUAUGCUGUACAUGAAAGAGAUGAGAGCUAAGGUGGUGGCAGAGUGUACCCUGAAAGAGAGCGCAGCUAUCAACCAGAUUCUAGGACGUAGGUGGCAUUCAUUGUCUCGGGAAGAGCAGGCCAAGUACUAUGAGCUGGCACGGAAAGAGAGGCAACUUCAUUCUCAGCUGUACCCCACCUGGUCUGCACGUGACAACUAUGGCAAAAGAAAGAAACGGAAGAGAGAUAAGCAGUCACCUGAAAUGGAAAUUACAAAGACAAAGAAGAUGUGUGUUCAGCACCUUCCAGCAGAUAAGUCCUGUGACAGUCCCGCUUCUUCACAUGGCAGCAUGCUGGACUCACCAGCCACUCCGUCUGCUGCUCUGGCUUCUCCUGCAGCACCCGCUGCCACCCAUUCAGAGCAAGCUCAGCCACUCUCCCUCACCACCAAGCCUGAAGCUAGAGCGCAGCUCUCUCUCAGCCACUCUGCUGCUUUCCUGGCUUCCAAAUCGCCUCCAUCCUCAAGUCUUUCAGGAUCCCUGUCUUCCCCAGUUGGCUCUCCGCUGCUGUCCAGACCAAUCCCACUGACAUCUUCCAUUCUGUCCCCACCGUGCGUCUUCCCCUCUGCACUGCAAGCACUACCACUGCUGCAGGCACAGCCCCUCUCUCUGGUGACCAAAUCCAGUGACUGAUGAAAGAGAGACUAUAUACCUGGACAACCAGGACUUGAUCACCCAAAAGCACUAGUGCUGUGUGGAUCUGGAUGUACAAUGCUCUGCACUAGUGUAUCAAUUGUCUGCAGAUAUGGACUGCUGUCUGCAUUGGUGUAUAUGAUGUCCUGAGUAUAUGGACUGUUACACUGCUUUUCAUUCUCCGGUAUAAUGUAGCUAUGGACACAGCUCUGCACUGGUGCAUAUAUAUAUAUAUAUAUUUACUUUUGGCAUUGUGUGUAACCCUCUGCAGAUGCACAUGUGGGAAGCUCAUCCGUGCACAGGAGAACAGUCCUCCUUUUUUUUUUCUUUUUAUAUGAUGGACCUUGAACCUCUCCAUGUUUGCUGCACAAAAGGGCACGUGCAUCAAUGGCGGCAGCAGCACCCAUGGAUCCAAUUCCAGCAUAGGCAAUGCAUUGUGUUAUUGCAGGCUCAUUGCUGAGGCACCCAGGCUAUACCUCCUCUCCAGCAUUCAGCAGCUUCAACAAAGAUGGCAGCUGCCAACAGACCUGCAAGAAUUAUUGGUCAAUAUUUGACCUGCUGGCUCCAGCUCUGCAGAUCACACCCGUCCAUCUUCUACUUUUCUCAUUAUUAUCCGGGAAAGACACUUUUAUUUUUCAUCAGUCGGGAAGAAAACUUAACUAUUAAUUUUAGUCAGUCACAACAGCGGAAAGUGUAAAUUGUACAUAAGAGUGCGUCCGAGGGGUUGGUGCAUGUUUAUUUUGUUAGGUUAAUCUUUAUAUGUUACUUUUUUUUUUAAUUCUUUAAUAAAGGGGCAAAAGCAAGUUCUUGCCUGCAAGUGCUGGUCCGGAUGCCAGAGCCAAAUUUUCAACGCUGCUUUUGGCAUUGCCCAGGUUACUAUUUUCCUCCCCCUUCACUUGUUCUGUUCCAUUCCAGUCCUCUCUUUCAAGUUUAUUUUAUUUUUUUAAUGGAAAAAAAGGAAAAAAAAAUCUUGAAAAUGUGACCUUUUUUUGUAACAAAAUAGAAAAUAUAUUGUGUUUUAAAAA